Messenger RNA from Syngnathoides biaculeatus (alligator pipefish), 1789 nucleotides. Its product is annotated as transcription factor Jun-like. The transcript has a single exon. Gene Ontology annotation, cellular component: transcription regulator complex. Bases 391 to 1308 code for a protein of 305 amino acids. NCBI's taxonomy places the organism in Eukaryota, Metazoa, Chordata, Actinopteri, Syngnathiformes, Syngnathidae. The record is from RefSeq and is a predicted model, not a curated record. Gene Ontology annotation, molecular function: DNA-binding transcription factor activity, RNA polymerase II-specific; RNA polymerase II cis-regulatory region sequence-specific DNA binding; transcription factor binding. Gene Ontology annotation, biological process: regulation of cell population proliferation; regulation of transcription by RNA polymerase II; regulation of cell cycle.
AGCCAAUCGCGAGCCUCAGAAAUGACAUCAUUGUUAUUUUCAGGGAGCUGCAGCUCCGAGGUGGAUAAAGUUCGUCUCCACGUUGGACGCGAUCGAAAGAAAGUAGUUUCCCAAAUCACGCACUGUUUCGCCCCAGUUUCAAGACGAGGAUCCAGAAACGAAGGAUAUUCGUACGUACAUUUUGUGACUGGUGGUGGGGAAGAACGACGCCUUUUUUUUUUUUCCCCUCGAACCGCUGAUCGCGCGGUGAGCGAGGGGCAAAGUUUUGUCGGGACGCGAAGUUGUCAAACCGUCCGAACUUGAACAAAAGGCGAGCGAAGGCGAGUCCUAUGCGAGCAGCCGGACUAGUUGAGAGGUGAGAAGGCCUUUUCCGAAAGCGACGCAAACUUCAUGUCCGGCAAAAUGGAGGCGACGUUCUACGACGACGCAGUUUCCGUGAACGCGUCCAACCCCGAGCACGACGCGGCGAGGCUUUACGGCUUGAACACCACCAAAGCCCUCAAGCAGUCCCUGACGCUCAACCUCAACGAGGCCCGGACCUUCAAGCCCCAACUGGGCUCCAAGGCUCUGGACAUCCUGACGUCGCCCGACGUGGGCCUGCUCAAGCUGGCCUCCCCGGAGCUGGAGCGCCUGAUCAUCCAGUCGUGCACGGGCCUGACGACCCCCACCCCGACCCAGUUCGUCUGCCCCAAGAACAUCAGCGACGAGCAGGAGGGCUUCGCCGAGGGCUUCGCCAAGGCGCUGGCCGAGCUUCACUACCACCAGAUGAGCGCCGGCCCCCCCGAGACCACCGGCUCCGCGUCGGCGUCCGCGCCCGACUCCGGCCACAACCCUUACAGCUGCACGGUGCGCCCCGAACCUCCGGAGUACACCGACCUGGCCGGCUUCCGCCGCGGCGCCGCGUCCGCCGACGACAGGCAGCCGCCCGCCGGUUACCCGGCGCCCCCGCCCGCCGCCCGCGUCGAGCGCUCCAGGCUCCGCUCCCUGAAAGAGGAGCCGCAGACGGUGCCGGAGAUGCCCGGCGAGACGCCGCCGCUCUCCCCCAUCGACAUGGAAAACCAGGAGCGGAUCAAGGCGGAGAGGAAGCGCAUGAGGAACCGGGUGGCCGCGUCCAAGUGCCGCAAGCGGAAGCUGGAGCGGAUCUCCCGGCUGGAGGACCGCGUGAAGAGCCUGAAGAGCCAGCACACGGAGCUGGUGUCGUCCGCCAACGUCCUGCGCGACGAGCUGGCCCUGCUCAAGCAGAAGGUCAUGGACCACGUCAACAGCGGCUGCCAGCUCAUCCUGACGCAGCAGCUGCAGGCCUUCUAGUCGCGCGGGAGGGGGGGGGGGGGGGGGACGGGCGGACCAAAUCGGGCCCGAAGCGGUCGUCCCGUCAGCUCAGGCACUUUCCACUUGCAACUUUUCAAUGACGAUACGAAUACGACGACGCAGAAGUCGGGACGAAGCAUGACGUCACAGCCCUUACGUAUUUCCUAACUCGUUUUUCGUUUGUUUUUUUUUUAAAUUUUAUACUCCAUCCAAUACUGAGGUGGGAGCGCCCGCCGACAUGAUGUCAAUGAAUAAUAACACGACGUGCACUUGUACAGUUGAAACACUAACCAGGUCGAAGCUUCUCCUGCACUCAGGUGUGACGCGUUUACCGACUUAACCCGCCUUACUUAAGUCUCUUCAUUAAUCCUCACAUCGAUGCAAUUUUUGGGAUCCAGGUCAGACGUGGAGUAAUAUUUGUACGCCCGUUUUUUGAGCACUUCACAAUUGUACAUACGACGAAAUAAAAUGUUGACCUCGA